CCAUUCUUCGCAGUCGUCGCCUCCCACUCCCCCACUUCCUCACUGCCAACCGGGCGCGAUGGAGCUGGAGCUCGAAGCAGGCGGCGGCGGCAGCGGCGGAAGAGUGGUUUCCCUGUCCAGCGAGUCCCCGACGGCCGACCUCGGCCGCGGCGACCUGGUUACGGCAGACCUCAACAUGUCGCGCCGCCACGUGUCGCUCCGCCUCGUGGGCGGCGGAGAGCCUAGGGUCGCCUUCGAGGUCGUGGGGAGGAACCCCGUGCUCGUCCGCUCGUCAGUCGGAGGAGACAAGGUGUACCGCCGCGGCGAGGCGGGCGAGCUCCGGGCCGGGGACGGGCUGUCUCUGUCGCUGAAGGCGCCGUCGUUCUGGACGGUGCGGAGGACGGGCGGGGAGGAGGAGGCGGUUGCGGGUGCGGAGGUGGAGGUGGACACCGCGGUGCUGGACGCGGUGGCGAGGCGGGAGAAGCGGACGCGGGAGAGGAAGGAGAGGGAGAGGCGAGCGACGGAGGAGGCCAUGGAGGUGACGAAGGAGGAGGUUAUGGCGGCGUCUGGUGAUGACGAGUUGGAUGAGGAAGUAGAGGAUCUGAAAAUUGAUCUUGAUAGCAUCGACCCGGUUCAAGAGUUCGGUUUUUUAUCGAUGGGUCAUGAAUUUGACAAUUACCCUAAGGGCAGGAUUCGCCCUCCGAAGGAUUGGAACUGGUUCCUAGAGGAAAUAAGGAAGGGUAGCGAUGAUGAAGAUGAUGACGAUGUUAGUAACACGGGACGUAAAUCAAGGGGUCGUAGUGGUGUGAACAAGAAGAAGAAAAAGAGAGAGGGUGAAGAUGAUGAUGAGUGGACUGAUGAGAGCGAGGAUGGAAAAGACUCCCUGCUAACAGGCGCUAGUGUGAAGAGACCAAAAAAGUAUGUAACAAGAUCGAAAGACCCCAAAAAACCUCGCAAGGACAACUCUAAAACAGAAAAUGACGAUACCAUGGAUGAACAGGAUGAGACAGAUGAAGAUGAUGAAGCAGAUGAGACACUGGGAGGUUUUAUAGUCGGAGAAGAGGAUGAGCCUAUGGAAGAGCUGAGUGAGGAAGAAGAGGAAGAUGAAUUCGAUGAUGAAGACGAGGACGACUGAUAGCAACGUCGAUAAAGCUUUUGUGCUUUCAUGUCAAGGUGUGAUGAAUUCGAUGAUGAAGACGGCGAUGACCGAUAACACUGUCGAUAAAGCUCUUGUACUAUCAUGUGAAGACGUAAUGUUAGUGUUAACAAGUAGCAUCGUCACGUGCUGAAACUGUGUACAUAUGGUGUGUUUUUCUGCUGCUGUCUGGAAACUGCUGUAGAAGCGCUUAUUCGGCUGUUGUUAUAUCCAGUUACUUUUGUUUGCUCAAGUUAUGGAUUUUCCCUA
Aegilops tauschii subsp. strangulata is the source of this 1384-nucleotide messenger RNA. RefSeq lists its product as uncharacterized. NCBI's taxonomy places the organism in Eukaryota, Viridiplantae, Streptophyta, Magnoliopsida, Poales, Poaceae. The record is from RefSeq and is a predicted model, not a curated record.